UAAAAAUAUCCCUCGCCAAGUGCGCGGAUCAAAGGGGGCAGCAACACCGCCACGAAUCCCGCCCCGGCAUUUAACCUAAAGCCACUCAGAGGAGGAGCAAGUAGUGUGAGGAAAGGGAACGCGGCAUCCAGUGCUGUGCAGAGGAGAGAGAGGCUAGAUCGAGUUUCAGAGACGCGCACUGACGGCUGACUUGUGGGAUCACUCAGAGGAGAAGUAGCUAAUGGGACAAGCGGAGCAGGACACAGAGGAGUAAGAGUCCGUCACUGUGAAGCGGGAACAUCACUGACUGACUCCUGACAAACAGCAGAAUGUCUAGUUUUCUAACUUUGAUGUAGUUGCUCAUCUGAUGGCAGCAAGGUAGUUUGGAGACAGUCUGAAGAAGAAAAGGGACAUCUGCAAAACUUUCCCCCCCAACAGAGAGAGACAGCCUCUCACAAGCUCCAGAGUUGUAGGUCGUCAGGAUUUCUAUUCACCUGAUGAAUAUAGGGAUCUCCGAGUGGAUAAAACCAGAAUUAGAUAUCUAAAAUGGAAGAGGAUCAGAAGUGGGGAGUCGCUGAGAAAGCGAGUGAGGACAGGAGGACUCGCGCCGAGCAGCAGAACCCUUCAAAAAAGCCGCAGUGGAGAAAUUGGAGAGAUUUGUCUGGUGUAACGAUUUGCAUGGCAUUAUCUCUACUGUGCCUUGGAGUUUGCAUUGUGGUUUUUGUCCGGACGUCGGAAUUGCAGUCCAGGAUAGUAAGUCUGGAGCAGCAGCAACGGGACGCGCAGCUCUCCGCGUGGAUGUUGUCUCUGGAGCAGGUGGAGCCCGUUAUCUUGGGCCGACUGGACCAGAUCCUCGAGGAGAAGCUUGCAGCACGUCUACCGAAGACGCGGGAGGCGAGGGAAGCUCCCCACAGCUGCCUGUGUCCCCCAGGACCUCCAGGUCCUCCUGGAAGAGCAGGCUUUCCGGGUGACAAAGGAAGUAUGGGAAUUCCUGGAAGAAUGGGCUUAAAAGGACAAGCAGGGGUUAAGGGAGCACCAGGCGAACCAGGUCUGUCUAUCAUCGGACCAAGAGGACCUCCUGGACAACCUGGAACAAGAGGAUUUCCAGGCUUUCCAGGUCCAAUUGGGUUGGAUGGCAAGGCUGGACAGAAUGGGCCAAAGGGAGACGUGGGUCAGCGUGGUCCUAAAGGACUGCCAGGGGAACCAGGGCCCAAAGGGGAGAAGGGUGUCUGUGGAGACUACACACAUCGGAAGCGGCGUAUUGUACAACCCUGUGUUGGACAGUUGGCCACACAGGGCGAGCCUGGAGCGCAGGGACCCCCGGGACCUCCAGGACCCCCCGGACCUCCAGGCCUGAGUGGAGCCAGUGGCCCACCGGGUAAGCCAGGGGAACCAGGCAAACCAGGAAAAGACCCAAGGCUUUUACCAGGACUGAAGGGUGAACCAGGUAUACCAGGACAAAAGGGUGAUCGAGGUGAUGUUGGCCCAGCAGGUCCUGAAGGCCCAAAGGGAGUCAAGGGAGACCUAGGAAUCAAGGGGGAGAAGGGAGAACCCAGCAUCACCACCCAGGGAAUUAAAGGAGAACCAGGCUCACCAGGUCUGCCAGGCCUAAUGGGAUCCAAGGGUGACAAAGGCGACCAGGGAGACAAGGGGGAAGCAGGCCCUGAAGGCCCAGCUGGACCAAGAGGUCCUCCAGGCCCAACUGGGGAGCCAGGAAAGGCUGAAAUCCUCAACAAUGAAAAUGAUAUUCGCAACAUACCACUGAUGGGCCCGCCUGGAUUACCUGGACCUCCAGGGCCCCCUGGGCUCACUGGUGCCAAGGGUGAAGUGGGCCUACCAGGGGCUCCAGGAUUGGAUGGAGAGAAGGGCCCCAGAGGGAAACCUGGAGAGCCUGGUCCAGCAGGCCCGGCCGGUCCUGAAGGUCCCAGAGGGGAGGGUGGUGUCAUGGGCUUCUCAGGACCCAAGGGAGACAAGGGAGACAUGGGUCCAUCUGGAUCACCUGGUUUAGAUGGCCCUACGGGUGAAAAAGGGGCUACAGGGGCCCCAGGCUCUAUUGGAUUACCAGGCAUAAUGGGUUCUAAAGGUGAACCUGGAGAAAGGGUCAGGUCAGAAAUGAUCUAUGGUCCUCCUGGGCCCCCAGGACCUCCAGGACCAGUUGGCCCAGCGGGAUCGCAAGGAUCUUCAGGGCCUAAGGGAGAGCCAGGCAUAGGCAUCAGGGGAGAGAAGGGUGCGACAGGUCAGAAGGGUGACAAGGGAGACAGAGGCCAUCUUGGGCUCCCUGGGGCUCAUGGGUUAGACGGCAGACCGGGUCCAGUGGGUCUAAUAGGACCAGCAGGUGUGCCAGGGCCAGCAGGACCAAAGGGAGAGAGAGGUGAAAAGGGAGACGCAGGAUUACCAGGACCAAUCGGGCCUCAGGGCAUCCCUGGUUUAGUAGGACCACAAGGACUCAAAGGGAACCGGGGAGAGAGGGGCAAGAAAGGCAACAGGGGGGCCAAAGGGGAUAAGGGAGACCAAGGAGCACCUGGAUUAGAUGCCCCCUGUCCGUUGGGAGAUGAUGGCUUACCUGUACCAGGAUGUUGGAAUAAAUGACGAUAACUUUGGAAUGGCUUGUGUGAUUGUACAUAGGAUAUUUAUUUUUUUACUUUUUCCGUAUUCUGUUAUACAUGGAAAAAAUUUUAAAAAAUCCUAAAAAGAUAUGGCAAAUGUUUGUACAGAUUGUUUAUUUUAAUACAUAUGAUAAUGUUUAUGUAUUGGAUUUUUAUAUCUAUGCAUUAUUUUAAUAAGAUUGGAUAAGGAAAAAUUAUAAUGUGGCUACAUAUGCAUGAUAUUUGUGCAUAAUGUGAAGUGGAUAAUGCUUAUUAACUUAUUGUACUGUGUUGUUUUGUUCUGUUGUAAUAGACCAUGCUGCACUGAAUUGUGGGGCUGGAAAGAUUGUGUUAGCAUUUGGAAAGUCUUAGUUGAACUCUCCUCUUUGUGAUAAAGUGUUAAAAAACAAACAUGGACAAGCACUGCAUAUAUAUUAGUUAAUAUUUUUACUAAAUGUUCACACAGUGACAGAAAGCUGUUUAAAGUCUGCACUUUGAAUUUGUGGUCAUGUGCUCAUAUUGUACUGAUGAACAUGCAAACCUCUAAGAUCAUAUUUAAGGCUGUCACCGGGUUAAAAGAGAAUUUCCGUCCCUCUAGCAGCAGCAUAGUAUGGCAGUGUUGGCCAAAUUUACAUGAAGUUUGAUAUGGAUCCUUUAGAAACUGAUAGUGUAUCAAAUGCCCAUAACAUAAUAAGUACAGAUUAUUUAUUUAAAAAACAGAUAAUGUAAUAAUCUGCCUAUAGUGUAACAAAAUAUUGAUAACAUUUCAGUUUUUAAUAUAAUAACAUAUUAUGUUUUGUGAUGGUUAUUGUGAUAUAAUUUCAGAAGCAAUUUUUUUCUAAAGAAACAUGUAACAAAUUAACAUAUACUAUAGUAACAUUAAUACAUUUUUAAUUAGCAUUUCAACUAUGUGUGCGAGGGAUGUCCAGGUUUUGGCACUAGGAUUUCUAAGUAGUUCACAUGAAAUGGCAGAUCAAGGGUCCAGAAGCAAAAGACUUAACUGAUGAUACACAUAUUGCUUAAAACAUUAUGCAAAAAGUUACAAUGUCAUACACAUACAUUUUCAUUACAUUAUGGACAGGUUAUUACAUUAUCACUUUUUUGUAUUACAUUUUAUUUUACAUGAGUUGCAAUUAUCAUUUUCUACAGAUCCCACAAAUUCAAUUUUGGCAACUUCUUUAUUUCUUCACCAACACUUUGCUUGACAACUUAUCUCAAAAAAUAAUGGCAAAAUUGCCAAGAAAUUGAUAAUUAAUUAAUAAUCAUUUACAUAGGACCUUUUCUUUACUGCCAAAAUCAGCUAGGUUUUCCUGUAGUGUCACCUCCAGGACAAACUGAAACAGAAAAUGCACAUUCAUGUUAAUUUUUCCAUCUAACUAAUCUAAAUUUGGGUGUGAUGGCCAUCACAGUCACUACAGUCUGCUAGUGUGACUUUUAGUCUUGUUAUGCUACACAAAUGAUAAAAAUGUUUUUUUUUAACGGUGGUGUUGAUAGUAAUGUUUUUGGACAGACAUUAUAUUCAAACCAUGCCAUGCCAUGUGGUGUGAUGAUCAGUCAUAAGGGGACAGCCUGAAAUUCAGUCUUUUGGGUUUGAGUUUUCAUUGCUCAUGAGGAAUCAGUUAUUCCAGACAAUCACAGUUUGCUUUUAACAUCUCCGAACCAAACACUCGUGUCAUGGAGGAGGGUCUCAACCAAGAUCUCCUAACCAUUUGAAGCUUUUAAAGUUCAGGCAUGAAAGAUCCUGGAAACUAAAUGUUAUGUUGUACAGCAGGAAAACAACAUCUCUAUGUUUUAGCUUCUUGUAUAUUCCUUCUGGUUUCAGUUCAUUGUAAAUAGUUUUGCCAAAUUUUACAGGAAGCCACUUCCUGCUUUAUGACUGUCAGUCUCUGUGUAUUAACUGUAGUGUUUGUAGAAUAUUUGUUUGUCUUCUAAUCUGAGGCACAGUAUACAACUCAUAGUGUUGGAUGGAAAUAUUGCUGCUCACCCUUAAGGCAUGCUGCUGCAACCGUCACAUUGCCUCAUUCAUUUAUGAAGAAAACUGUAACCUGCUUAGACAAUGGAGAUCUUAUUUUUUAUCAAGAACUACAGAAUAUUUUAUUCACAAGCAUCUUUUUAAAGGAGUGGCUGUGCUCGUUAAGCUAACCUCAUUAACUCUACCAAGUGACCCAGUGUUGAAGAAAUGGAUGGACUGACUGGCGUGGAGCUUGAUCCAUUAUAUGCUGCUGCUCUUUGACAAAGCUUUGUGUUUCGCUCUGCCUGGAUUUAAUGUUGCCAUGAGAGAUUGUUGUUGGAACCUUGCCAGCAAUAAAAUAUUCAUUGUGUCCCGUUGCUGCACAGUACCUCAUUAACUCAUGCCUUAGUCACUAGCUGGCCUUGAUUUAGCUGUUGUAUCAAUCAUAAGUAUGUCCAGAUAUGUUCUAAUGUUCAAAAUGUUGAUUGUGUUCAA
Molecule: messenger RNA, 5010 nt
Organism: Thunnus maccoyii (southern bluefin tuna)
Lineage: Eukaryota; Metazoa; Chordata; Actinopteri; Scombriformes; Scombridae
Gene: col13a1
Product: collagen, type XIII, alpha 1
Exons: 40
Coding region: 526-2568 (680 amino acids)
Source: RefSeq, a predicted model, not a curated record